ACAGAGAAAAUGGACGAUUCAGACUCACUGAUGACACAAAGUCAAGAAUAUUCACAGUGAAAAUUUCUAAUCUGACCAUGAAGGAUUCUGGGUCGUAUCUUUGUGGCAUCCAGAGAAACUCAGGAAUGGAUGUUUUCUCUGCUGUUCAGCUGGAGGUCAAAGAAUUGCUCUGUCUGAAGUCAUACGACAUCAGCGGCCUUGUGGGACAUGCAGUGACUCUGCGGUGUCCUAAUCCACCAGAACAGCGAGACAGAAAGAAGUUCCUCUGUAAAGGAGAGCAACACAACAACUGCACAGAUAUGAUGGAGAACCAAAUGAAGUUCAUGCUGCACAAUGUUUCCUCCAUCUGUUUCUCUAUGACCAUCACAGAAUUGGAAGCAGCUGAUGCAGGAACAUACUUCUGCGGCUCAGACGCUCAGCUGAGCUACACAAAAAUAAAGCUGACAGUAGGUGAGAUCCGCAAAGUGGUAAAUAAAUUAAUAUAAAGCACCUGAAAAUCUAGGCCAAGGCUUUUUACCACAGCACGUUUCAUUUUUGCCUCUGACAGUCUCUCCACAUCAAAUCAGCUCUGUGGCUUCGAUCAGCACUGCUGAACAAGUCACAUCACAGCCACCAUCAACACGUGUUCCUGGUAAACUUGUUACAUUUGGUUUUGUCUGUUAACUACUCCUGUUGUUUUCUAACUCUUCCCAAACUAGUCACUCCAAAUCUCCAGAUAUCGUUGUCUAACUGUCCAGAGCUGCUCUUGUAUUUCUACAAUACUUUUUUGUUUCUGCAAUAUUAAA
This is a messenger RNA of Fundulus heteroclitus (mummichog), 785 nucleotides long. Its product is annotated as CMRF35-like molecule 8. Bases 78 to 485 code for a protein of 135 amino acids. The record is from RefSeq and is a predicted model, not a curated record. The transcript is spliced from 2 exons. NCBI's taxonomy places the organism in Eukaryota, Metazoa, Chordata, Actinopteri, Cyprinodontiformes, Fundulidae.